ACACUUAAAAUGUAUUGUCUGAAUUUGAUUUAUUCAUAGGUCCCAAUUGUCCAAAUAUUCCUGGUUAUAUUAUAACAAAAUUGUGACAAUAGUUUAACAUCUUCUCAAAUAGUCAGUUUUAAGAAUAAGACGAGUUAUUACAAAUACAUGGAAUCGGGUCUUGAAAAUGUCGAAUUGGACGUUAUUAUCGUUGGUGGAGGAAUGGCGGGCAUCGCCGCCGCUCAGCAACUACUACAGAGUGGUGUAAACAACAUACUAGUGUUAGAAGCACAAGAUUACCUCGGAGGAAGGAUAAAGACUAUCGAUACGGAAUAUGGUUACAUUGAUCUUGGAGCAGAGUGGAUCCAUGGACAGAAAGGAAAUCCUUUGUACGACAUUGCUGUAGAAAAUCGACUCGUCCAUAACCGAAAUCAAAGCUCCUACAUAAGUCCUUCAUCUGCCAGUAUUUACGAUGUACAUGAAUUCCGGACAGAGAACGGAAGCUUGAUUAAUAGAAAUAUUGUUUGUCAAGUGUCAAAGGCCAUGGAGGAUUUGUAUUGUGAAUCUAUCGAUAGUGCUCCGAAAGAGUGUCAAAAGAACACUGAUAUUAUAUCGGAAAUUGAACCGUCUAAGUUUGACAAGGCAAUAUCUAGAAAUUUUAUGACAAAAUCCUUCGCUACUCAUUAUUCUGAAGGCUUCGAUGAAUAUUUAGAAAGUUGUGAGAAUACAGACUAUGAUAUACAGAAAGCUUUAUAUGAAUGGCGCUUGAAAUGGGAGCUUGGGGACAAUUGUUGUUCGUCUUUGGACGACGUUGCCUUUCCUGGACGUUAUAUGAUGUGUGAGGGUCAUGGCAUUACUGAUCUCAAAUUUGGCUUUGGGUCCGUUUUUAAUGUAUUAAAGAAGGAUCUUCCAGAACAAAAAGUCGCUCUACGCAAACCCGUUAAACUGAUAAAAUGGAAGAAAAAAAAUAUUUGUUCUAUUGAAUGUUUUGACGGUUCGGUGUAUAAAUCAAAGCAUGUGAUCGUGACGGUUCCAAUUGGUUAUUUAAAAGAUCACAUGACAUCAAUGUUCUAUCCAUCAUUACCCGACAAAAAGGUUCAGGCAAUACAAAACGUUGGUUUUUCCACUCUUGUUAAAGUGUUUUUGGCAUGGAAUAAACCAUUCUGGUGCGAGUCAUAUAGUGGUGUGCAAUUUGUUUGGACUUCAGAUGCAAUGCAAGAACAACUUAAAACAGAAAUUAGUAAACAGGGAACGACGGAAAUGUUAAAGGUAGAUGGAAACCCAUGGUAUCUUGAUAUUACCGGGUUUGAACGUUGUACCGGACGACCUAACGUACUUUGUGGUUGGUUGGUAGGAGAAGGUGCCGAAUUGUCAACUACAUUGAGUGACAUAGACGUUUCGAAAGUAUGCACGAGACUACUGCAGUGUUUCUGUGGUGACGAAGAUAUACCGGAACCAGAUAAUAUAUACAUAUCCAAAUGGCAGAGUAACCAGUUUAUAGGCGGAGGUUAUAGUUACGUAUCCACACGAACACAAGAUGGAGAUUAUGAAGCACUUUGUGAAUCCUUACCUUCCAAUCAGAAUCCAAGGUUACUGUUUGCAGGAGAGGCGACAAGUUAUAAUUUCUAUUCUACAGCCCACGGUGCCUAUGAAACAGGAAUAAGAGCUGCAAAAACUAUCAUAACUUUGAAACAAGAGUCGAAAGAACCAACAAUAAACCUGUAAAAUAAUGUCUCAAUAGCCAAUACUGUUCAAUUGUUUGAUGACGAUAUCUUUUUUACAACUCAAUACAAAAGCCAUAAAAUAAUAGGAACAUUUAUGCUUUUCAAUCUUCAUAAUGUAUGAUUCAUGUUUCUUACUCAUUAAUCAUUAAAAUAGCUACGUUUUUCCUUUGAUAUUCGGUAUCAUUAUUUUGGCAUUUAAUUUUAACCACAAUUUGGAAUAUUUUAUUGAUAUUUGGGACUAUUAUUUCUUCAAAUACAUCAUUUCAUUGAGAAUAAUAGUUAAAUGGUCUGUCCUGUCACUGAAAAUUUGAUCCACACCUUGUUGUUAAGUUUGUUAUUACUAUAGUUUUACAAUAACCAUGAGAGUUGAAAGAAAAAAAGUAUUUAUAUGAAUGAGUUAUAUUCAAUAAAAUGAUUUUACUGUUA
Messenger RNA from Mytilus trossulus (common blue mussel), 2129 nucleotides. Its product is annotated as spermine oxidase-like. Lineage: Eukaryota; Metazoa; Mollusca; Bivalvia; Mytilida; Mytilidae. Gene Ontology annotation, molecular function: polyamine oxidase activity. Bases 148 to 1704 code for a protein of 518 amino acids. The transcript has 6 exons. The record is from RefSeq and is a predicted model, not a curated record.